AUGGGGGCCUUCCAUUUCAAUCGGAGCCUUCUCUGGCUUUUUGGCCUAACUUGUCUCUUCUUGUUGUGCCAGAAUGCCCAAGCCGCAGGCUGCAGUGCUCUCGCUCCUUGUGCCACUGGCUGCUGCAACAAAUUCGGCUACUGCGGAAUAACCGAUGACUUCUCCGGUGCCGAUUGUGUCGCUAGCUGUGAUUUUGAACCAGAGUGCUCUGCUUCAAAACCCUGUGCUCAGGGAUGUUGCAACAAAUUUGGAUUCUGCGGUUUAGGACCUGACUUCUGUGGUGACGACUGUGUUGCGAACUGCGAGAGAAAGUCCGAGUGCGAUCCCGGAAAAUACGGCGAUUAUGCCGAGUCUAAGAAAUGUCCCUUGAAUGUCUGCUGCUCCAAGUUCGGUUUCUGUGGAACCACCAAGGACUUUUGCGGCACCAAGAAAGUCAAGCGUCCCUCAUGCCCAAACAAAGACAGCUUGAACCGAGUUGUUGGAUACUACGAAAGCUGGAGCGUUAAUCGCCCAUGCAACGUCUUCUAUCCUGAUCAGAUCCCAGUUGGAGUAUACACUCAUCUCAACUAUGCUUUUGCUUCAGUUGACCCCGAAUCCUUCGCGGUCCUGGCUCCCAGCGAGUCUGAGAAAAAGCUCAUGAAGAGAUUGACCGAUCUCAAGAAGGCCGACCCUGAUCUCAAAGUCUUCAUUGCCAUUGGAGGAUGGACUUUCAAUGAUCCUGGUCCAACUCGAACGGUCUUCUCCGAUAUUGCACGCUCAGAAGCAAACCAGAAGAAACAGACAUUCAUGACUGAUUACAACUUUGAUGGCGUUGAUCUUGAUUGGGAAUAUCCAACUGCAGAUGAUCGCGGUGGACGUGAAGAGGACUUCAAAAACCUCCCCAAAUUCCUCGCCAACCUCAAGAAGUCUCUUAAAGGAACAGGUGGCCGUGAUGGGGUUAGCAUAACCUUGCCUGCCUCAUACUGGUAUCUGCAACACUUUGAUCUCGAAAACUUACACAAACAUGUCGACUUUUUCAACAUAAUGUCCUACGAUCUUCACGGAAAAUGGGAUUUGGGAAACCAAUGGCUUGAUCCUGUUCUCAACUCGCACACCAAUCUGACCGAGAUCAAAAAUGCCAUGGACCUCAUCUGGCGUAACGACGUCCCCUCCGACAAGGUGGUUCUUGGAUUGGCAUUCCACGCUCGUGUUUUCUCUGCUUCGGACCCUGCCUGCAUGGACCCUGGAUGCCCCUUCGUCUCGGGUGGUAACCCAGGUCCCUGCAGUGAUGAAGUUAGCAUCCUACUCAACUCUGAAGUCAAGGAUAUCAUGAGCGAGAAAAAACUCACAUCAAAACUCGACAAAGAUGCUGCCGUCAAGAUACUCAAGUUUGACACCAAUCAGUGGCUCACAUACGACGACGAGGAAACCCUCGAGAUGAAAACCGACUUUGCGAAAUCCCAGUGUCUUGGUGGUGUCAUGGUUUGGGCAGUUUCUCACGAUCACCCAUCUGGCAACUUUUCCACUGCGUUGGCAAAAAAGACCGGCCGAAAAGUCACCUCACUAGCCUUUGACAAGACGAAGGACUCAAUGGAAGUCCAGAAGACUCAUCUCCAAUGUCGAUGGACCAAUUGCUUUGAGAGCUGUCCCAGUGGAUGGACAACUGUUGCUCGCACUGACAAGGGUGCUCGCGGGGACGAGAGGAUGUGGGAUAACACCGGAUGUGGUGGUGAUGGACAGCAUACCUUCUGCUGUCCGCCCGACUCUGAGCAGCCCAAGUGUGGUUGGUAUACGCAUAACAACGGUCACUGCAAAUCAGACUGCCCGUCAGGGUACGUGGAAGUUGGGUCGAAUUUCCAGCAUUGCAGCAACAACGACAACGACUACCAGGCUGCAUGUUGUACAACCGACACAAACAGCAUGAAGCUUUACUCUCAGUGUGACUGGGCUGGCAGUGCGCCGGGUUGUGAUAGCGGAGAGUGCCCAAGCAACAUGGAAUAUUUCCUGAACUCAACGACUGGCAGUGGUGGAAACUACUGCAACGCGAAAAGCGUCAAAUAUACCUGGAACGGCAAUGAAGGUACUUCCUGGGAGACGCGAAAGUACUGCUGCGAUGACGACGACAAGACCAAAUGGGACGACUGCGAAUGGAGAGACGACAUUGGUUUGGCGCUUGCCGAUGGUGUUGUCAAAGAUUACUGCUACAGCGGCUGUCCCAGUGACAAGGUCCGCGUCGCCAUGGAUCAACACCGAGACGGCUGCAAAGGUGACGGUGGAAAGUCCAUGUGCUGUAGCGCGAACUAUGUCACGAAGACGAAGCGAUCCUACACUGAUUCUGAAAGCCGCCUUGAGUCUAACGUGAAAGCAUUCAUGAAAAACCCAGACUGCGGCAGCGAUGCCUACAACUUCAAGCGCGAUUUGGAAAGCAUGGAAUUUGUGGGCCUCUCCUCUGGGGAAUACAACCACACAUCGGUCUUACACCGUCGUUUUGAUACCAGGCCGUAUGAGUCUAUGCGCGGUCUGAUGCUCGAUAUCGGCUUCACGCUUGUGGCAGGCCAAGCAGCCAUCGAAAUUUGGGACAAGAACGUUGCUUCUGUCUACAAGAAUUUUGCGGUCGAUAAAAUCCAGUCAUGGCUGAAGAAGAACCCCGAAUGGAAGGAAGAUGGAAUGGUCGAUUAUUCCGCCUUGAUAGUCUGCAACAUGGACAUAUUCGACGACAAGAUUGGAGGUGAAGACAGUGAGAUCAGCUGCGAAUACGCAUAUCGAUCCUGCUGUCCAGACGGACAAGAAGACUGUAGUGAUGAGGAUUCAGACGACGAUGAUGACGGAGGCAACCUCGAGGCACGGAGUUUGGAAAAGAGAGCGGGUCCCCGGCCCUCCAGAGUACCUUUCCGCAAUGGGGGUUCCCUUAACUGGGAAUCUUUCUCGUAUAGAAGCAGUGGUGAAUGGGCCGUAGGCCACCCCAUUUGGAACCAUGCAUAUGAAUAUCGAGGCGAGGCUGAAUGUCUGGAUACAACCCUUGGGAGUCAAAGGAUCACCACUGCGAGGGGCAGGCGACCCUAUUCAGGGUUCCUCAGAAACGGUUACGCAGGAAGGUUGUCAACUGGAGGACAACCCAGAAACUCUGCCCUACCUCGUCCAUUCCUGGAAGCCCUCAACACGCCUAUGCUGCGUGUUGCACCUCCAAUGGCAGGUGGGGAGGCAUCGUCAACCCCGCUCGUAAGAGUCAUGAAUGCUCUUGGAAGCAGAUCAAAUGAACAAAAUUUCAUGGUUCUCCUUCAGGGCCUAAAUUUGAUCAAAAGUCGGAUGUGGCGUGAUGCCACAAGAUAUGCGAACAUGACCACUCAAAUGGAGCUCGAUAAUCCGAACGAAGCCCUACAAAGCAUCAGAUCUGUCAUCACUGUCAUGAAUUAUCUGAAUGAUCCUCGAGUACGUCCUCGUAUGGUUGCCACUUCAAAUGAAAUCCGCAGGGAGUGGGGCCUAGUAGACCAGCAGUGGACCGCCGAUGGAAAUGAUGCAGUCUAUGCCCAGGAUUGGUGGGAUCAAUGGUUCCGAGACCGGCUUCAGCAUAUUGGAACAACGAAUACCAAUUGGGCCCUUAGCAGCAUAGCUGACAUGAGACGACUGUGGGCAGUGAGGACGGGAUCCAAUGUCGCACCUACUAUCGAGACUCUGGAUAAGAUGAAGGCGGAUGCGACGGAUAUGAAGAUUGACAUGGAUGAUCUGGAUUGA
Messenger RNA from Penicillium crustosum, 3711 nucleotides. RefSeq lists its product as uncharacterized. Gene Ontology annotation, biological process: carbohydrate metabolic process. The record is from RefSeq and is a predicted model, not a curated record. The transcript is spliced from 6 exons. The coding region runs from base 1 to 3711 and encodes 1236 amino acids. NCBI's taxonomy places the organism in Eukaryota, Fungi, Ascomycota, Eurotiomycetes, Eurotiales, Aspergillaceae. Gene Ontology annotation, molecular function: chitin binding; hydrolase activity, hydrolyzing O-glycosyl compounds.